Molecule: messenger RNA, 565 nt
Organism: Cannabis sativa
Lineage: Eukaryota; Viridiplantae; Streptophyta; Magnoliopsida; Rosales; Cannabaceae
Exons: 3
Coding region: 1-504 (167 amino acids)
Source: RefSeq, a predicted model, not a curated record
AUGGCUGCAAUAUACACAACAAUUAAGGACAUCACUCCAACUACAGAAAGUUGGAAGAUUGAAAUGAGAGUGUUAGAAAAAUCUGGAAAGCGGACAAGCAAGAGUUCACCACUCAAAUAUCAAAAGCUUAUGUUAGCAGAUAAAAAGGGUAAUGAUGUUGAAGCAGUAAUAUUUGGCACUGAAAUUGAUGCUAGAGAAAACACUUUGGAAGUGUUCCACACUUACUACAUCAGCAACGCCUAUGUAAAAAAAACAGCCCCACCUUUCGAUAAAAAGCAAGACUACAAAUAUUCUUGGAUAGUGAACUCAAGAACAGAAAUCGAAGAAAUCCAAACAGAAGACAACCAGGUAUCAACACCAAACUAUGAUUUCAUUCCGUUUAGCAACCUACAUAUACCUAAAGAAUUCAGCAAACCAAUAGGGCUGUCUCUAUCGUCAUGCGGCACGAGUACCUUCAAAAUCAAUCCUCAACUCCCAGAGGCAGAAGCACUGAAGGAAUGGUAAUACUCAUAAAAUCAAAUACACAUACUAUUAUAGCUACACAUUUUACAAAAAAAUUAAAUUU